GUUGCUUAUCAGAUUCACGGGGUUGAACAUUUGGAAACCAACAAGAAGGCAAAAAGGUUGAACGAAGGAGAGACCUAUUUUUAGAGAAGAGUGAAAAGGAAGUAGUGUCCAAAGUUUGAAGCUUCUAACUAAAAGAAAUAUGGGAUUGGACUACUACGAGAUUUUGGAGGUUGAUAAGAAUGCCACAGAUGAAGAGUUAAAGAAAGCUUACAAAAGGCUUGCCAUGAAGUGGCACCCUGAUAAGAAUCCAAACAAUAAAAAAGAGGCUGAGACUCAAUUCAUACUCAUAGCUGAAGCCUACGAGGUCCUAAGUGAUCCCCAGAAAAGGGCAAUUUUUGAUAGAUAUGGAGAAGGUGGCCUUAAAGGUGGACCACCACCAUCAAAUGCAGAUUUGGACCCAUUCUCCUUCUUCCAAAGUAGGGGCGGUGCAACAACGUUUAGGUUUAAUCCCAGAAACGCAAACAACAUAUUUGCAGAAGUUUUUGGGUCUUCAAGCCCAUUCGGAGGAAUGGGAAUGGGGUAUGGUGGUUGUGGCAGUGGCAUAAGGGGUGGAUCGUGGGUGUCAAGGUCCUUUGGUGGAAUGUUUGGCAAUGACGUGUUUGGGGAAGGCAGGCCCAUGAAUCAAGGUCCACGACGCAAGGCACCUCCCAUUGAAAACACAUUGCUUUGCAGCCUUGAAGAGCUCUACAAGGGGACUACCAGAAAGAUGAAAAUAUCAAGGGAAAUCACUCAUGCAAGUGGGAGAACUCUACCUUUGGAGGAAAUAUUAAACAUUGAAAUCCAACCAGGCUGGAAAAAGGGAACAAAAAUCACUUUCCCAGAGAAAGGAAAUGUGCAGCCAAAUGUUAUUGCUGCAGAUCUUGUGUUUAUUAUUGAUGAGAAAUGUCACAAUGUAUUUACAAGAGAUGGUAAUGAUUUGGUUGUGACAAAAAAGAUAUUACACCAAGAAGCUGAAGAUCUAACGGGCUACACCAUCCAACUUACAACUCUAGAUGGCAGACCUCUGACCAUUGCCAUCAACAACGUGAUUGAUUCAGAUUAUGAAGAAGUGAUUGCUGGGGAAGGUAUGCCCAUUUCCAAAGAUCCUUCAAAGAAGGGCAACCUUAGGAUCAAAUUCAACUUCGAAUUUCCAGACCUAGUUGAUGCCACAGCAGAAAGUCAGAAUUAAGAAAUUUCUGGCACCAUAUAAAAAUGGCAAUCAUUGCAGAGUGUAUUUAGUGUAUAUUAGUCAUAUGUUUUGCUCUCCUUUUUACCUUUUUUUGUCAUCCAUUUUUAGGUGAACGUGAUUUGUGUAAGGUAAUAUCAGUGUUGUCCACGCAAAUAAAAUCCAACAUUAUUCGAUUAAGAAUUGAGGUAUAAUAUUUUGAAGACUACAAUUG
Messenger RNA from Abrus precatorius (Indian licorice), 1379 nucleotides. RefSeq names its product dnaJ protein homolog 1-like. Gene Ontology annotation, cellular component: cytosol. Gene Ontology annotation, molecular function: protein-folding chaperone binding. The transcript is spliced from 3 exons. The record is from RefSeq and is a predicted model, not a curated record. Lineage: Eukaryota; Viridiplantae; Streptophyta; Magnoliopsida; Fabales; Fabaceae. Bases 140 to 1168 code for a protein of 342 amino acids.